Molecule: messenger RNA, 2235 nt
Organism: Penicillium riverlandense
Lineage: Eukaryota; Fungi; Ascomycota; Eurotiomycetes; Eurotiales; Aspergillaceae
Product: transketolase family protein
Exons: 4
Coding region: 1-2235 (744 amino acids)
Biological process (GO): pentose-phosphate shunt
Cellular component (GO): cytosol
Molecular function (GO): transketolase activity
Source: RefSeq, a predicted model, not a curated record
AUGCCCUCACGUGAAGACCAGAAUGUGGUGGAAACGAACGGGCUGUCCGUCUGCCAGCUAGACCAGCCGUUUCCAAGUCAAGAUCAAAAGGAAAUUGAUCUCGCUCUACGAACAAUUCGAUGCCUGAUCGCGGACUUGUGCCAGCAGUACAAGGGCGGACACCCUGGUGGCGCGAUGGGAAUGGCUGCGAUUGGCAUCGCGCUGUGGAAGUACUGCAUGAGAUACGUGCCGACGAGCCCCGACUUCUUCAACCGGGAUCGGUUUGUGCUCUCCAACGGCCACACCUGCCUUUUUCAGUACAUAUUCCUGCAUCUGACUGGCUACCCAGCCAUGACGAUGGACCAGCUGAAGUCGUACCACUCAGAGCGGACAGACUCGCUCUGCCCAGGCCACCCAGAGAUUGAAAUCGACGGCGUUGAAGUGACCACCGGGCCACUUGGGCAAGGUGUCGCGAAUGCGGUGGGUUUGGCUAUGGCAACAAAUCAUCUCGGUGCUGUCUACAACAAACCCGGCUACCCUCUUGUGGAUAAUAUGACAUGGUGCAUGAUUGGCGACGCCUGCCUUCAGGAAGGUGUUGCAAUGGAGGCGAUUCAGCUCGCCGGACAUUGGAGGCUGGAUAAUCUGGCUAUAAUCUACGAUAACAAUCAGGUAGCGUAUGCUCUGCCUAGUACCGGUUGGACCUACACUGACAGAAGGGAACCUCAGAUUACGUGUGACGGAAGCGUGGACAUUUGCAACUCCGAAGAUAUCAAUGCCAAAAUGAGAGCAUGUGGCUGGGAUGUGAUCGAUGUUGAAGACGGCUGUUAUGAUGUUGAAGCAAUCGUAGCCGCUCUGAUGCUCGCCCGAUGCAGUAAGGAGAAGCCGACCUUCAUCAAUGUACAGACCGUGAUUGGCAUCGGGAGCAAAGUCGCUGGUGAUGCCAAGGCCCACGGUGCGGCAUACGGCGAUGACGAGGUCGCCAACAUCAAGCGAAAAUUCGGAAUGAACCCCGAUGAGCAGUUCACUGUGUCGGACCAAACCUACAGUUUCUUCCGUGAGGUUGAAGCAAGAGGCCGAAACUUGCAAGAGACCUGGAACCAGCUCGUGCAAGAUUACUCGACGGCGUAUCCAGAUUUGUACAAAGAGUUCAAGAUGCGAAUGGAAGGGAAAUUGACCGAGGACUGGACAAAGAUCAUUCCGUCAAAAGAAGAAUUCCCAACAACCCCAACACCCUCCAGAAAGUCCGCUGGUCUCUGUUGCAAUCCGCUAGCUUUGAAUGUGCAGAACUUCAUGGUAGGCACCGCCGACCUGACUCCUUCGGUGAACAUGGCUUGGAAGGGGAAGGUUGAUUUUCAGCAUCCUGAACUCAACACAACUUGUGGGCUUAAUGGCGACUACAGUGGGCGAUAUAUUCACUGGGGUAUUCGAGAGCAUGCCAUGGCUUCCAUCUCAAACGGAUUAGCAGCCUUCAACAAAGGCACUAUCCUGCCCAUAACUUCCAGUUUCUUUAUGUUCUACAUUUAUGCCGCCCCUGGCAUUCGGAUGGGCGCACUUCAAGGGCUACAGCAGAUCCACAUAGCCACCCACGACUCAAUUGGGACAGGAGAGGAUGGACCCACACACCAACCGAUUGAAUUAGCAGCCCUUUACCGUGCAAUGCCUAAUAUUCUCUAUAUUCGGCCUUGUGAUAGUGAGGAGACAGCUGGUGCGUUUUCCGCAGCAUUGCAGGCAAAGUCCACCCCCACGAUCAUCUCGCUGUCCCGACAGAAUUUGGAGCAGUACCCGCAAUACUCUUCACGAGAUGGGGUCCAGCGUGGUGCAUAUGUUUUCCUCGAAGAUGAGCAAGCCGAAGUUACAUUGAUCGGCGUCGGUGCUGAGAUGGCAUUCGCAGUACGCACGCGGCAGGUGCUACUGGACCGUUCAAACAUCAGGUCGCGCAUUGUCAGCUUCCCGUGUCAGCGUCUCUUCGAACAGCAGAGCCGAGAAUAUAAACGAGAGGUCUUGAAAUAUCGGUCCGGAAUCCCCAGUGUCGUCAUUGAGGCGUACGCAGUUAAUGGCUGGGAGAGAUACGCCGACGCCGGCUACACAAUGAGCACGUUCGGACAUUCGCUACCCGGUGCGGCGGCGUAUAAACAUUUCGGGUUUGAUGAGCAAGUGAUUGCACCAGAGGUGGCAAAGCUCGUUGAGGAGGUUCGGCGAGACGGGAUUGAAAGCUUACGUGGAGAAUUCCGAGACUUGAACCCGGUCUGCCAUUGA